Messenger RNA from Rhinolophus ferrumequinum (greater horseshoe bat), 892 nucleotides. It is a transcript of the gene TMEM223, whose product is annotated as transmembrane protein 223. Gene Ontology annotation, biological process: nervous system development. Bases 156 to 764 code for a protein of 202 amino acids. The record is from RefSeq and is a predicted model, not a curated record. Gene Ontology annotation, cellular component: mitochondrion. The transcript has 2 exons. NCBI's taxonomy places the organism in Eukaryota, Metazoa, Chordata, Mammalia, Chiroptera, Rhinolophidae.
UGUAUUUUGUGUCCUGCGCACUGGUUUUGGGCCCGCCCCUAUGGUCGAGGGGGUGAGGGGUGGGGUGGAGGCUGCCUGCCUCGGGCCAAUUGCGGAGAUACGGGGGCGGGGCCUGCCUGCAGGAAGUCCACCCCGGAAGCAGUGUGGCGCCGGCCAUGGCGGCACCUGGCAGGCGGUGUCCUGUGCAGCUGCUUGUCGCGCUGCGGGGCCUAGCCACACGCCGAACCCUACACGACGCUACCCCGCCACGGGAUGUGUUGCUUUUCGAACACGAACGAGGCCGCUUCUUCACAGUUCUCGGGCUGUUCUGCGCCGGCCAAGGUGUCUUCUGGGCCUCCCUGGCCGUAGCAGCUUUGGCCCGACCCUCGGUCCCGGCGCGGCCUCCGGACACGGAGUUCCCAGACCGCGGCCGUUUGGACGUGCGCUCCGCGCUCUGGCGCUAUGGCCUGGCGGUCGGCUGCGGCGCCAUCGGUACUCUGGUACUCGGUGCUGGUCUUCUCUUUUCCCUCCGCUCUGUGCGUUCAGUGAUGCUACGGGCUGGAGGGAAGCAGGUGACCCUCACCACUCAUGCGCCUUUUGGCUUGGGUGCCCAUUUCACCGUUCCCUUGCACCAACUAUCCUGCAUGGCCCACAGGGGUGAAGUCCCUGCCAUGUUGCCUCUGAAGAUUAAAGGCCGGCGCUUCUAUUUCCUCUUGGACAAAAGUGGACAUUUCCCCAACACGAAACUCUUUGACAGCACUGUGGGUGCAUACCGUAACUUGUGAAAAAACAACCUUGGGACAGUCACCCCUCCCAGAGGGGAAUAAAAGCUGAACCUUAGGGAUGGGGUGACACAAGGUGACCCAAGAUUCACGAACAGCAAAUAAAAACAGCCAUCCCAAGGGCAGCUACG